Messenger RNA from Anisakis simplex (herring worm), 168 nucleotides. The record is from the annotation of a GenBank genome assembly. Lineage: Eukaryota; Metazoa; Nematoda; Chromadorea; Rhabditida; Anisakidae.
AUAAAUGGUGCUUCAACGGCACCAGCAAUGGGUUUGAAACGACGUCAAGAGACAGACCCGAAACGAUCAUCACGACCCUACUUGCGUAGUGCCUUCUCCGAGAACAAUUCCUGCGAUGAGCAACAACAACGGUUCAAGUGCAAUCGUUGUGGUGCAGACAAUCGUUAG